AUGAAUCUUGAGGGACACGUGUGCUCCAAAUUGCAACGCAGAUUUGCCUUUGUCAUUCUCAAGAAGCUGUGGAAAGUGCUGAUGCUUCUGCUGAGUGUGGUGCUCAGUGUGCAAGUUUUCCAGUACUGCAGGAGGAUGAUGCCUGACAUUCCCUUUGAGAAGGACAUCAACAUUUGCAGAAAGCAUUUUGCAUGGAGAAAGCCCAUUCUUGGCAGGUUCGAGCCUGACUGGAAGCCUUUCCUGACCAGCAAGGAGUUAUUCUGGCAGGACGACACCCCUGCCAGGAGACAACUAAACGACCUUCUCCACUUGCACAGGCUUCCCUUCGGACUGAAUAGCUCGGUUCUUCAUGCGUUCCACACAUUACAGCUCCUCCCGCAGCAGGGGAUGCCAAAGUCCAUUGAGCGUCUUCAGUGCCGAAGGUGCAUUGUGGUUGGCAACAGUAACUCCAUUCGUGGCCGAGGCCUCGGGGCAGUGAUUGACUCGCACAACAUCAUCAUCAGGUUAAACAAUGCUCCAGUAAAAGAGCACAAGGAAGAUGUGGGUGAGAAAACCAGCAUCCGUCUUUUCUUCCCCGAGUCUGCGCUGCCCAACCCUCUGGAUAACAACGACAAUGAAACGCUGAUGGUGCUUAUUGCAUUCAAGAGCCUGGAUUUUACCUGGGUGAAGGAGAUGCUGCUGCAGACAAGGAAUAAGACUGUAGAGGGGUUUUGGCGUAGGCCUCCCAGUGAAUGGAAGUGGAAAGCCUCUCACCUGCGGAUUCUGCACCCUUACGUCACCUACGAAGCAACAUACAAAUUGCUUCAGCUGGAGAAGACGGGCAGGAAAUAUUCCACCACUGGAAUCAUCGCUCUGAACUUAGCCCUCCAUAUCUGCCAUGAGGUUAACAUUAUAGGGUUUGGGUACCCUAACAAUGGUGACAAUACCACGCCAGUACACUACUAUGACACAGAGCAUCUCAGCCAGGGUAUGUUUGUGAUGCACGACAUCAGUGCGGAGCAGGCGUGGCUGCUGAAAAUGAUGGAGCAGGGGAUGAUUUCCGACUUGUUGCGUCCUUCCUCCUGGUCCUAG
Molecule: messenger RNA, 1071 nt
Organism: Gopherus flavomarginatus (Mexican gopher tortoise)
Lineage: Eukaryota; Metazoa; Chordata; Testudines; Testudinidae
Product: CMP-N-acetylneuraminate-beta-galactosamide-alpha-2,3-sialyltransferase 4-like
Exons: 10
Coding region: 1-1071 (356 amino acids)
Biological process (GO): glycolipid biosynthetic process
Molecular function (GO): sialyltransferase activity
Source: RefSeq, a predicted model, not a curated record